Haplochromis burtoni (Burton's mouthbrooder) is the source of this 1193-nucleotide messenger RNA. RefSeq names its product deoxyribonuclease-2-alpha. The record is from RefSeq and is a predicted model, not a curated record. The coding region runs from base 208 to 924 and encodes 238 amino acids. Gene Ontology annotation, molecular function: deoxyribonuclease II activity. Gene Ontology annotation, biological process: apoptotic DNA fragmentation. NCBI's taxonomy places the organism in Eukaryota, Metazoa, Chordata, Actinopteri, Cichliformes, Cichlidae. The transcript is spliced from 5 exons.
GGGUUUGAUUAUGUUUACAUUGAUUCAACCGACCAGAACCUUAAAAAGAAUAAAGAGGACAAGCCUGUCAACCACCAAGCUGGUGUCGUGGCAAAUACCCUGAAGCCCUACUUUGAAAAACCACCAGAUUCUGCAUUCAUUGCAUACAAUGAUCAAACACCAAGUUGUAACGCACUACAAGAAUAUGGCCACAGCAAAGGAGUUGUGAUGAUGGAUACGGAUAAUGUAGUCUGGCUUUUACACAGCACACCAAAAUUCCCUAAAGGAAAUGAAAGCAAUAAUUUCUAUCCUGUCAGUGGGAAAAGGUACGCACAGAUAUUUAUGUGUGUAACACUGCCCUCUGAUAAGUCUGCACAAAUAGCUCAGCAUCUUAAAGACAUCAAUGCUCAUAUAUUUAAAAACCACAAUCCUGAAAAACUCAAAGAUUCUUCCAACAUAAAACGAACGCUGCCCUACCAUGAGGACUUGUCAGCCGGUGGUUUGCAGUUUAAACGCUUUGUUAAACAAAUCUCAAACGAAAGUCAAGAAGGAGAUCUUUAUGUCACCAUUGCUGACACACUACAGAGCAAUUUAUACAUCCAGACCUGGCGAAGCAAACCUGGCAAACCUUUUACGACUAAGAAUAACCACAGCCUUUACAACAUCAGGGAAGUAGAAACUGCUGCAGGUAGUUGGAACAAUGGAAGUGAUCAUUCCAAAUGGUGUGUUUCUGACAGUAAAGAUUGGAUGUGUGUUGGUGACUCAAACAGAGAACCAUCCCAGUUCAAAAGGCCUGGUGGUGCACUGUGCAUUAAUAGAAAACCUGUGGCAGAUGCAUUUAGGACAAUUAAAAAGAUUACUGGCACUGAUAGUGUCACUGACGGUAACACUGACUGUAACAAUAACAAUGUUGCUAGUACCCGUAAAAGACCAAGAUCAGGUUAACUGCAGCAGACAAUCGUCUCGGUCUUGUUUUCUAUCUACGUUCACCAGUUUUGAAUUUAUUGUAAAUUUAUUUUAUCAAAGUGAAGCUGACUUGAAUCUGGUGCUGACAUCGUCACUCUUGUCAGUGUUAUCUAAUGUUUCUGUGAACGAUAUGAAAUUAAAAACAUUUGAUGGAUAUUUCACAGUGUGGUUCUUUCACCCAUGGAAACCAUAGAAAUAAAUGACUUUGCAUGAAUCCGUCUUGUUUUUACUCUGAGGUCCUGUUUCUG